This is a messenger RNA of Fusarium redolens, 555 nucleotides long. RefSeq lists its product as uncharacterized. The transcript is spliced from 3 exons. The record is from RefSeq and is a predicted model, not a curated record. NCBI's taxonomy places the organism in Eukaryota, Fungi, Ascomycota, Sordariomycetes, Hypocreales, Nectriaceae. The coding region runs from base 1 to 555 and encodes 184 amino acids.
AUGAAAUCCACAACCUCCAUCCUUGUUCUGCAGUCGGUUGCUGCUUGCGCGGGUUUUACGAUGCCAGAGAAAUUGCCUAAUGGUGUAUACAGUGUACAUGUGAACGCUCAAGGUCUUGAAGUCUAUGAUGGACUCACAGUUGACCACAGCACCACCGUGACUCCGAGAGCGCCUUCGCCUCAGCUGAGGGCUCGCCAGUGGAAAGAUGAAGGUGGAUGGGACCGGAGUGAUCCGGAGACGUUCUGUGGAUGUGGAAAUUGCGAUACAGCAGUCGACAUGCUUAAAGGACAAUUUGACAGAUCCGAUGGCGGCGUGGGUGAGGUCACUCAAGCUUGGUAUUCCAUUUGGGGUGAUGUGCCGAUGAAUUCUUCCCGAUACGCUGAUCUUCUUGUGCAUAUCACCGAUACAUGUGGCUGGUAUGUGCCAGGAACACUGGUACCGUCUUCCAUCGGGUUUUCUACGAUUGGCUGUGGGUACAUGAACUAUGCCCCUGGCCUGGACUUCUGUGCCAAUUCAGACAGCGGUAAAUUCAUGGGCCGCAACGGACGUUGUUGA